Lacerta agilis (Sand lizard) is the source of this 4085-nucleotide messenger RNA. It is a transcript of the gene GRM7, whose product is annotated as glutamate metabotropic receptor 7. Gene Ontology annotation, cellular component: membrane. The coding region runs from base 63 to 2822 and encodes 919 amino acids. The record is from RefSeq and is a predicted model, not a curated record. Gene Ontology annotation, biological process: G protein-coupled glutamate receptor signaling pathway; regulation of synaptic transmission, glutamatergic. The transcript has 11 exons. NCBI's taxonomy places the organism in Eukaryota, Metazoa, Chordata, Lepidosauria, Squamata, Lacertidae. Gene Ontology annotation, molecular function: group III metabotropic glutamate receptor activity.
CUGACUGCUGCUGGAACAGCGGCGAACCCUCCUUCCUGCUCGUGGUAGCCUGGGUGCCCACCAUGCUCCAGCCAGGGAGGCUGUGGCAGCUGCUGACUUUGAUGAAGUUGCCCUGGUGCCUGCUGGAGUUCCUGUUGUCGGCGGUGGCGCACGGCCAGGAGAUGUACGCCCCGCACUCCAUCCGCCUGGAGGGCGACAUCACCCUGGGCGGCCUCUUCCCCGUCCACGCCAAGGGCCCCACCGGCGUGCCUUGCGGGGACAUCAAGAAGGAGAACGGCAUCCACCGCCUGGAGGCCAUGCUCUACGCCCUGGACCAGAUCAACAGCGACCCCGAGCUCUUGCCCAACGUCACCCUGGGCGCGAGGAUCUUGGACACCUGCUCCAGGGAUACGUACGCGCUGGAGCAGUCGCUCACCUUCGUGCAAGCGCUCAUCCAGAAGGACACCUCCGACGUGAGAUGCACCAACGGGGAGCCGCCGGUCUUCGUCAAGCCGGAGAAAGUGGUGGGCGUCAUCGGGGCGUCGGGCAGCUCUGUCUCCAUCAUGGUGGCCAACAUCUUGAGGCUCUUCCAGAUACCCCAAAUCAGUUAUGCUUCAACUGCACCAGAGCUAAGUGACGACAGGCGCUAUGAUUUCUUCUCACGGGUGGUACCUCCAGAUUCCUUCCAAGCACAGGCGAUGGUGGACAUAGUGAGAGCUUUGGGGUGGAAUUAUGUCUCCACAUUGGCUUCUGAAGGAAGUUAUGGAGAAAAAGGCAUGGAAUCUUUUAUACAAAUCUCCAGAGAGUCAGGUAACCUCUGCAUUGCUCAGUCAUUGAAAAUCCCCCAGGAUCGCAAAGACAAGACCUACGAAUUUGAUAAAAUUAUCAAGCUGCUCCUAGAUACUCCCAGAGCCAGGGCUAUCAUUGUAUUUGCCUACGAUGAGGAUAUAAAGCAUAUCCUUGCAGCAGCAAAAAGGGCUGAUCAAGUUGGCCAUUUUCUUUGGGUUGCAUCAGACACUUGGGGCUCCAAAAUAAAUCCUGUAAUUCAGCAGGAAGAUGUCGCCGAGGGAGCCAUCACCAUUCUGCCCAAGCGUGCAACAAUAGAAGGAUUUGAUACCUACUUUACUUCCCGCACACUGGAGAACAACAGAAGAAAUGUGUGGUUUGCAGAAUACUGGGAAGAAAACUUCAAUUGCAAGUUAACGAUUAGUGGGUCAAAAAAGGAAGACACAGAUCGUAAAUGCACGGGACAGGAGAGAAUUGGGAAAGACUCCCACUAUGAGCAGGAGGGUAGAGUUCAGUUUGUGAUCGAUGCUGUUUAUGCCAUGGCUCAUGCCCUCCAUCAGAUGAACAAGGAUCUGUGCAGUGAUUAUUCGGGUGUCUGCCCAGAGAUGGAACAUGCAGGGGGCAAGAAGCUGCUGAAGUACAUCCGCAGCGUUAACUUCAAUGGCAGUGCUGGCACCCCAGUGAUGUUUAAUAAGAAUGGUGAUGCACCAGGGCGUUAUGACAUCUUUCAAUACCAAGCAACAAACACCAGCGCCCCAGGCUACCAUCUGAUUGGCCAGUGGACGGAUGACUUGCAGCUCAAUAUGGAUGAAAUGCAGUGGGGCAAAGGAACGAAGAAGGUCCCUACUUCUGUCUGCAGCCUUCCCUGUAAACCGGGAGAACGAAAGAGGAUUAUUAAAGGGAUGAGCUGCUGCUGGCAAUGUGAGCUGUGCGAUGGAUACCAAUACCAGUCUGACGAAGUGACCUGCAAGAUCUGCUCCUACAGUCAACGGCCAAAUGAGAAUCGUACAGGAUGCAGCCCUAUCCCUAUUGUGAAGUUGGAGUGGCAUUCCCCGUGGGCAGUCAUCCCGGUCUUCUUGGCCAUGCUUGGAAUUAUUGCCACCAUUUUUGUUAUGGCAACCUUCAUUCGAUACAACGACACCCCCAUUGUGCGGGCUUCUGGGAGGGAACUCAGCUAUGUUCUAUUGACAGGAAUAUUUCUGUGUUAUAUCAUCACAUUCUUGAUGAUUGCCAAGCCAGAUGUUGCUGUGUGCUCCUUCCGGCGUAUCUUCUUAGGAUUGGGGAUGUGCAUAAGUUACGCAGCUCUGUUGACUAAAACAAACCGCAUCUACCGCAUAUUUGAACAGGGCAAAAAAUCAGUGACAGCACCCCGGCUUAUUAGUCCAACAUCACAACUAGCAAUUACUUCAAGUUUGAUAUCAGUACAGCUUCUUGGGGUUUUUAUUUGGUUUGCAGUUGACCCACCAAACAGUAUAAUAGAUUAUGAUGAGCAUAAGCCUAUGGAACCAGAUCAAGCCAGAGGAGUCCUCAAAUGUGACAUUACGGAUCUACAAAUCAUAUGUUCUUUGGGGUAUAGCAUUCUCCUCAUGGUUACAUGUACUGUCUAUGCUAUCAAGACUCGGGGUGUCCCGGAGAAUUUUAAUGAAGCCAAACCCAUUGGAUUCACUAUGUACACGACUUGUAUAGUAUGGCUUGCCUUUAUUCCAAUAUUUUUUUGCACUUCCCAUGCAGCUGAAAAGGUCUACAUACAAACUACCACACUUACAAUAUCCAUGAAUUUAAGUGCUUCAGUGGCCCUGGGGAUGCUUUAUAUGCCGAAAGUGUACAUCAUCAUCUUCCACCCUGAACUAAACGUCCAGAAGCGGAAGCGCAGCUUUAAGGCAGUAGUGACAGCAGCAACCAUGUCGUCGCGACUGUCACACAAAACUAGCGACAGACCAAAUGGGGAAGCAAAAACAGAACUUUGUGAAAAUGUAGACCCAAACAACUGCAUACCACCUGUAAGAAAGAGUGUACAAAAAUCUGUUACUUGGUACACUAUUCCACCUACAGUAUAGCUCUUGCCUGCUUUCUUAGAAGGCCCUGCUGCAAAAAAGAAGUAUGUCAGUUAUAACAAUCUGGUUAUCUAGUCAGCUGCAUCAGACGGAGCCAUGGGAGGAUGGAGAUUUUCAUCCAUUCAGUCACCUCACCUCGUGCAGGCCUGUUCCUGAAACCGCAGCGUAUGCACUGCUGGAGACGUUGAAAGGCCAGGCAGUUAUUAUGGAGGAUCCAAGUAUUCUGAAACAGCUGCUCUAUGAAAAUAUCCUUAACUUAUUCUUGGCUUAAUAAGUCACUGGCACUGCCACUGGGCUGUGAUGUUGGAACUUUUCUUCUUUGUAUGGGAGGUAUGACCUAUGAGCUCCGACCAGCUUCUCCCGGGUGAACUGCAAUUGGCCGUGGUGACUUUCAAGGGGCUAUUUUUGUCUUUCUAUGUACUUCCAAACUGCAAGUUUUUGAACUUUCUGUACAGUUUGUGAGGGAUUUUUGCAUAUUGCCAUUCAUGUCGUUUCAGAGGCUCACCGUUGGUUUUGAAUGCACAGUUAUCAUGCAAGCCCUGUUCUUUCUAACUUUAGCACACUAAAACAAAAAAAAACAAAAGCCCCGAGAUUUAAAAGAAUUUAUGUACAUGACUUGUAUGAUUAUUACUGUACCACUGCAAUUCAUAUGUUAUUUUUUUAAUUAAAACAAAAGGGAGAAAAAAGAUACUUAAGACCAAAAACUGUGCUGACCAAGCAAGCCCCUCACUCUGUUCCCCCCCCUCUUCCACCUCCACCUCCAUUUUCUGCCUUUCAUAAUUCUGAUGGCAACAGAGAAAGCAGAACGGAUUGCUGAAUUUUGAUAGAGGUCGUCUUGAUAUUUGGAAUGCAUGCCAGUAAUGUAUUUUACAGUACAUGUUAAUAAUUUAUGUUGGAUAUUUGUAUUUGUGUUUCUAUUUUGUUCUUUUCAUUACGGUAUAUAACUAUUUUGCAAUAAUUUCAAUAAUUCUUAUGGUAUUUGAAAGAAAGAAAACGGCUUUUACAUGUCUUGAAAAGAUUUUUUUUUCUUUGUUAAUGCCCCACUAUUGACUGACCAGUGUGAUUUAAACAAACAAAAAAGACUUUUAAGGGAAAAAGCAUGUAUGUUUUAUACUGUUUGUAAUAAGUAAUUUCGUUAAUCUUGCUGCUUAUGUGCCAAUUUAGUGAGAACAAUCUUUGCCGCAGAACACCCCUCUUUCCAUACUCUCAAACCUGUGAUAUUGUCUAAGAAUGUAUCAAUAAAACAUUUUGGUUAACUUUUCUUUA